This is a messenger RNA of Strigops habroptila (Kakapo), 1140 nucleotides long. RefSeq names its product telomere repeat binding bouquet formation protein 2 (gene TERB2). Bases 55 to 732 code for a protein of 225 amino acids. The record is from RefSeq and is a predicted model, not a curated record. Lineage: Eukaryota; Metazoa; Chordata; Aves; Psittaciformes; Psittacidae. Gene Ontology annotation, cellular component: nuclear inner membrane. The transcript is spliced from 7 exons. Gene Ontology annotation, biological process: meiotic attachment of telomere to nuclear envelope; homologous chromosome pairing at meiosis.
GGUCCGCCCCGCGGGUUCGCGCCACCGCCCCUCAGGGCUCCUCCCGCCGCUGCCAUGUUCCGCGGCCGCCGCGCCUGGUUCUCGCAGAGCGUCAGCCGCGGCCCGCGGGAGCUGUGGGCGGCCGGUGGUGGGGCGCGUGCCCGCUGGCAGGACGCCGAGUACCUGUUCAGCAGUGACGCCGCACACCCGGACACCCGCAGAAUACACGAGAGCCUCGAUUACUUGGAGGGCAGAGCCACAGUCUUCCACUCCUCUUACCUCUCUGCAUGGGCCAACACCAGCGCUGGAGAGAAAACGUCGGUGGCUCUGGGCCACUUUGUCCUGCCACCCACCUGCCUGCAAGAAGAAAUCAGAAGGCAAAUCGGUUGUUUUAUUUGGGAGCAGACGGACGAUUCACUGGCAGAACAGCCCGACAGGAAUCUGACGGACAGACCCGAGGCGGCAGGAACAGGCAGGGAGGAGGAAGAGGAUGACCACAUGCUAGACCUGACCCAAAGCAGUGAAGAAGAAACAGACUCCACAGCACCUGAGGGGAAAUGUCCAUACCGUGCCUUGCACGAGUACCCGACGAAUAACAUGGUGACAGGCUACGCCUCCGCUCGGGACAUGAGGAAGUACAUCGGGGAGCUCCACGAUUUCAUUCCCGGCACCUCGGGCUACGCAGCGUAUUGGAUUAAACAAAAAAUCAGCAUUUUCACUGACGCGAAGACCCGAAUGAAGAAGAAAUUGUAAGUCACGGGCAGCUGUUCAAGUCAAGAACUCCAGUAAGAGCUGCAAGAGAGUUACUGCUUGUGUUUGGAAUGUCAUUCCCAUGGUUAAGCUGCAUGGAUGCCUCCUAGCUCGCUCCCUCCUGUGGAUUAAUGGUUAUUUCACCAUCAGUCUGUUCUCCCCAUGUUUCAGUUCAGUAGCAGAGAUUGGUGGUUCUGAGCUGUCCAGCUGCGAAUUCUGAGUUAAAGCUCCACAUCAUGCAGGAGGAUUUAUCAAUCAUCCUGCUUGGCUUAUCCUCCCUGCAGGCCGGCACGCUCAGGGUGUAUGGCAAUACCUAGCUUCAUUUACUGGCAACAGGUUGUUCUUUAAAUAACUGUUUAAGACAAAUUUCACAGUAAACUUAAAUACAGACAUUUCUCCCCCAAACACAAA